Messenger RNA from Macroventuria anomochaeta, 477 nucleotides. RefSeq lists its product as uncharacterized. The record is from RefSeq and is a predicted model, not a curated record. Lineage: Eukaryota; Fungi; Ascomycota; Dothideomycetes; Pleosporales; Didymellaceae. Gene Ontology annotation, biological process: proteasome assembly. The transcript is spliced from 2 exons. The coding region runs from base 1 to 477 and encodes 158 amino acids.
AUGACGACAGCAACGGGAGACUACACAGUCACACCUGCACCGUUCCCAGCACGUUCGAAGUCUGUUUCGUCAAGCAUAAAGGGCAUGGAGACAACUGCAACGUCCAUGUCAUUCGCAGACAAAAUUCUUAUUACUGUCACCCAACAAGGCCGUCUGGCCCACUGGGUACACGUACCACUCGACAUCUCGGCGACCGACGCUUCAAUGACAUCGCAAGCCUUUCUCGAUCGCGACGACGAAGACCCCACGUCCAGUCUCCUGCCUAUGCACCACCUCACUGCAACCACAAUCCUCGGUGGCACAAUUCCAGAGCUCGAAGUUUUGGGCCAGACCCUUGCGACUCAGAUCGCCAGUGCUAUCAAGACGCAGAACGACAGGGAGACACGGAUGGUAGUGCUCGGCAUGGGACUGGACAAGGACAUGAGCGGAAGAACAGAGUUCAGUGAUUUGGUAGGGCUAGUGUUGGAAGUAUUGUGA